Messenger RNA from Pocillopora damicornis (cauliflower coral), 1498 nucleotides. RefSeq names its product coiled-coil domain-containing protein 97. NCBI's taxonomy places the organism in Eukaryota, Metazoa, Cnidaria, Anthozoa, Scleractinia, Pocilloporidae. The record is from RefSeq and is a predicted model, not a curated record.
UCAAAACAAUAUGGCGGCAUGUGCUCAAGAAGAAAACAUCACAGAUACACACGAGCAAAACGUGAAACACAUGCUUUCUCGCAUUGCAAGCACUGAUGCUGUUGUAAAAAGUCAGCAGAGAGGCGAACCAGAAUUAGCUGUGGAUGAGAAAAUUGCUAUUUUACACGAGCUUUACGAUAAAAAACCAGCUUCUUUUCUUAUGCGAUUUGGAAGAUAUCUUUCCGAAAAAGACCUAGGAAAUUUCGAACAUUUAAGGGGAGAAUAUGAGAUAGAUUUUCGUCUUAAAGAAGUAAAAAAUAUCCUUGAUGGUAAGAAGAAGAAAACAGGGAUACGUAACAGACGAUAUGAAUGUUUACAGCGAUUAAUGAAAGACACGGAUUUCUUCAGCGAAGAGCAGAUGAGAAAAAGGUCCCCUCUUCUUUACGAACAAUAUAUAGGUCAGUAUCUUACUGCAGAGGAAAAACUUGACCGGGACAGAGCUGAAGUUGGAGACGAUCUGUGCCUGUCACAAAUGAUCAUGAAUAGACAAGAGAAGGAAAUGAACGAUUGGUAUCUCAAUUAUCAGAGAGAUCAGGAGGCUUGUCUAGAAGAAGAAGAGGAAGAAUCAGAUAUGGAGAGUGACAGCUCAAUCGAUAAAGUGGAACCUGGGAGUCCAAUCAAGGGAUGUCCUACUAAGGAAGAAAAACUUAUGCUCCAUGAAGAAUUUCUUAGUGCAAUGCAAGACAAAUUCAUGAGAGGUGAAGAAGAAGAGUUUGACUAUAGUUCAGUUGACGCAAAUGAUGAGUAUGAUGAUCUGACCAUACGAGGAAGAGAUGAAGAAGAACAGUACUUUGACAGUGAAGACAUGUAAGUGUCUCACCUUUUUAAAUCUAUCAGCUGUAUACUGAACAUGAAAACUUGACCCAUGAGUUACCCAUGGGAGGCAUGGUGGUCUAAUGAUCAGUGCACAGGAUCCUACAUCAAAAGGUUCAAGGCCUGAUGAUCAGUAUAGAGGAUUCCACAUCAAAAGGUUCAAGGCAUAAUGAUCAGUGCACAGGAUUCCACAUCAAAAGGUUCAAGGCUUAAUGAUCAGUGCACAGGAUUCCACAUCAAAAGGUUCCAGGAAUAAUGAUCAGUGCAUAGGAUUCCACAUCAAAAGGUUCAAGGCAUAAUGAUUAGUGCACAGGAUUCCACAUAAAAAGGUUCAAGGUUGGCAGUGUUGACGGCUAUUGAAUCUUUGGAGUCAGUGAAAGAGAAACUUAAUAGAAAAGCAGACACUACCAGAAUAUCUCUAUUAUUUUCAUGUGGAUUUAUUUGUUUCUUCCUGUUGAUUAUUUAUUAUGAAUUUAGAAUUCAUCACCCUUAAAUAACCAACCAUGAAGCAUGGACAAUUUUAAAAAAGCAGAAAUAAAUAAUCAUUGUACAUCUAGGAGCUGUCUCCGUCCCCUAUGUGACUUUAUCAUUUUAAAAUUUACUUAACAUAAAUGGCCACAUUACGUAUCAUGAUGACAAAAAAAAA